This is a messenger RNA of Cuscuta europaea, 5478 nucleotides long. Lineage: Eukaryota; Viridiplantae; Streptophyta; Magnoliopsida; Solanales; Convolvulaceae. The record is from the annotation of a GenBank genome assembly.
UCAAAACCAGUUGAUAACCACAAUUUUGAGAUUGCUGAUAAUGAGGACAAAUUGUAUGCCGACUAUCGCCGAGGACAUCGGAAACGAUAUUCUAGAUGAUAGGCCAAAUAGUUCUUCUUUGUUUGAUAUAUAUGGUCCAAGAAUUUCGGAUGCGCUUGAUUCAAAAUUGAUAGCCAUUUUGGGUUGCCUCAUUUUCUCAGAACCGGGCCUUCCACCGUGAAUUUGGUGAGCAGCAGCCAAUGUACUAACAUUGGGUUCCCAUGAAACUGUUUUCCUAUGCUAUCAAGAUUCCUUCCAUAUCCAGAAAUGAAUGUUGCAGUCUCAAGAAGCCUCUUUUACCUCUGUUUAUUUCUUCAUCCUCAAACCACUCCUCUGCCCGCGGUGACUCUCAUUUCAUCUUCUUACCUGAAAUCGUCCCUAACCGCCGACUAUUGUCGUUUUUACACCAAUUCUCUACAAACAUUUCCUGGGUCGCAUCAAUUCAUGCACAGAUUAUUGUAAACUCUCUAUCAACUGACUCUAUUCUGGCCACAAAGCUAGUGAAGGCGUAUGGUGAUUUGGGCUCUCUUGAAACUGCUCGCAAUGUGUAUGAUCAAUUUACGGACCCAGAAGUGUUUCUUUGCAAUGCUAUGAUGAAUGAGUUUUUGAAAAGGGGGCAAUACUCUAAGGUGGUUGACCUGUUUCUAAUGAUGGGUACCUUAGAACCAAGAAUUGAUAGUUGCACUUGCACAUUCAUGCUCAAAGCCUGCAGCGCAUUACCAAAUUAUUACGAGACUGGGAUGGAAAUUGUUAGGAGGGGUGUAGGUCGUGGAAUGCAUAAUGAUCGUUUUUUUGGGAGUUCAAUGUUAUGUUUCUUGGUGAAAUAUGAACACCUUGAUUAUGCACAGAUUUUAUUUGAUGAGAUGGAAAAUAAGGAUGUUGUGUGUUGGAAUUCAAUGAUGGGAGGCUAUGUGAAAACCAAUCAGUUCGAUAAGGUGUUUCAACUGUUUUUAGGGAUGCGUAAAUGUAACAUUGGACUUAGUACUGUAACUAUGGUGAAUUUGAUUCAGGUAUGCAAGGUGAUGGGAUGUAUAAGAGUAGGAAAAUGUACUCAUGGGCUUACAGUUCAGUUGGGAAUGGGAAAUGAUGUUAAAGUGCUAACGUCAUUGAUCAAUAUGUAUAGUAUGAUGGGUGACAUUGAAACUUCUUCCCUUGUUUUUGAUAGGAUGCCUACUAGAACUCUGGUUUCUUGGAAUGCAAUGAUCUCAGGAUGUGUUCAGAAUGACUUGGUUCAUAAAUCACGUGAAUACUUUCAUGAAUUAGUAUGUCAUGGGAUCAGUUUUGAUUCGGGAACUCUCGUUAGCCUCCUUCAAGGUUGCUCACAAGUUGCUGACAUGGCAAGUGGCAAGAUACUUCAUGCUUACAUCUUACGACGAAGUCUAGAGUCAAGUAAUAUUUUAUUUACAGCACUUCUUGAUUUAUAUGCCAAGAGUGGAGAACUCACCAAGGCAAAUUAUGUUUUUACUGCAAUGAAAGACAAAAAUGUUAUUACAUGGACUGCUUUGCUCACGGGACUAUCUCAAAACGGAAGAGCAGAGGAUGCGCUGAAGCUAUUCCGUGAAAUGCAGGAAGAGAAUGUUGCUGCCAAUUCUGUGACUCUGGUUGGUUUGGUCUACUGUUGUGCCCAUUUGGGAUCCUCACAGAAAGGAAAAAGUGUUCAUGCUAAAUUAGUUCGAUCAGGUUUUUCUUUUGAAAUUGUGAACAUGACAGCUUUAAUUGAUAUGUAUGCCAAAUGUGGCAAAAUAAGUGUAGCCGAAAGGGUGUUCAAUACUGUAGUGGAUCGUGGAGAUGUUAUUUUGUUUAAUGCUAUGAUAACAAGUUAUGGUAUUCACGGUUUCGGGCACCAAGCUAUAAACAUAUAUGACCAAAUGAUCUAUCAGAGAGUCCCUCCAAAUGAAACUACAUUUGUUGCUCUUCUAGCAGCAUGUAGUCACUCUGGGCUCGUGGAAGAGGGUACCUAUUUGUUUGAGAAGAUGAAAAGUGAACAUAAAGUUAAGCCAUCUGAAAAGCAUUAUGCUUGUUUGGUUGAUCUUCUUAGUAGGGCAGGGCGUCUUGAAGAUGCAGAAGAGUGCAUUAAUAAUAUGCCGUCUCAGCCUGGUACUACUGCUGUUCUUGAAGCUUUACUCAAUGGGUGUCGUUACCAUAAGAAUAUUGAUAUAGGCUUGAGAACUGCAGAUAAAUUGCUUCACCUAGACUCCACAAACCCUGGUAUAUAUAUUUUACUAUCAAAUAUAUAUGCUGCGAUGAAGAGAUGGGAUGCAGUAGAUUAUAUUCGCAGCAUCAUGAGGGCUCACAGUUUAAAGAAGAUUCCAGGGUACAGUUCGGUUGAAAUAAAGAAUCAGGUCCAUACUUUUUUUGCUGGCGAUAAUUCACAUUUGAACUGGGAAGAAAUUCAUCAGUUUUUAGAAGCUUUAAAAUCAGUGAUAGAAGCUACUGGGCAUGUACCUGACACUAGCUGUGUUCUUCGUGAUGUUGAUGAAAAGAUGAAAGUGAAAUUAUUGUGGGGUCAUAGUGAGAGAUCAGCUAUUGCAUUGGGACUUCUAAGCACACCACCUGGAAGUGUGAUUCGCAUAACAAAAAAUCUCCGUGUCUGUAAUGACUGCCAUAUGGUUACAAAAUACAUAUCACAAAUAGUACAAAGAGAGAUUGUUGUGAGAGAUGUCAAUCGAUUCCACCACUUUAGGAAUGGUAAGUGCUCUUGUGGUGAUUACUGGUGAUGAGGGCUAACUAGCUAAGAAAUCAAGCUUGGACUAAUCUAAUAAUAGUGGCCUGCUAUCAAAGCUCAAGCUAUGUGGCAAAAAUGAUCCUCCAUUGGCAGCAGCAAGGUGUUUUCCCUUAAUGUAGAUUCCUUUUCUUUGACAAAAAAAUGUAGAACGGAGGGCGUUAAUCCGAAGUUGGGAGUAGCUGAGCGUCUUUAACAUGCUGCAAAAACAAGUACUGACAUCAUAUCAGUUUCAGAUUCUGCCAGUCCGAAGUCAGAAGCUUGUCUGGAUUAAAUUCUUGGGUGUUUGACAGAUAAGUGUAUAUUUGUAAGUUGUAACAUUUCAUUCCAAAAAGUGUAAUUCUCUUUUUGGUUUACUGAGAUAGUGUAAAAUGGAGGUGCCAGGUACUGGUAGACAAGCUUUGGAUUUCAGCCCUCCGAACUUGUAUAUAUAUAUAUAUAUAUAUAGGGAAUAGAUCUGGUGAGAAGCUUGCUUGGGCUGAAAAGUGAGAAGUAAUAUGGAGCGUCCGAUCUUCGCAAAUCUGGCGGCCAAUUUUUAUUAAUGGACCUUUCGGUAGUCUAUGUUUAUCCGUUUGAUUCUGGAAAUUAUCUUUCCGCUUAGAAGCCAGAACUUCUACGACUUAUCUCUGCAACUAAAACGGUGACAGAGCAUCUUUCUAAUAACUUCUACGAAGUGCAAUCGCGCAACGAUGACAAUCUCAACAACUCCAGUGAGGUUCAAUCACGCCACGAUGAUAAUCGCAACAACUCCAGCGAGGUAGAGCAGUUUCAGAAGAACUUUCAAUCUCUCUCGCAAUCAGCUCGAAGAACUUGAAUCGGCCUUGAACGGACUUGAAUUGGACUCCGCUGAAAUUAAGUCAGACUUCUCUGAACUUCUCCGAAUUUGAAUCGAACUGCGCCGAAGUUGUGUAAGACUUCUCCAAACUUCUACUUGUAUGUUCAAAGAUUUGUGGAAGCCAAUUACAAUAAAUUUGGUGGGAAGCCUAUAAUAGUUCAAGCGUCCGAUUAAACUAAUCAAUAUCGAUACAAAUGCGUGUGUGGAGUAAUAUGAAGCGCCCUAUUAAAUCAGUCCAAUCUCCAAAUUGUACUGUGGAGCUACUUGUAUCCUUUCUUCUAUCUAAUUCAUGGAAGUCAUUUCAAUAUGAAGUUUAUUCCACUUUAAUUUGCUAAUUUCAGAAUUUGUUUGUAGAAAGAUUUAGUUUGAGUUACACAUACCAACUGUUCGUUGAAAUACUUGAAUGAUUAAUAUGUCAAACAAUUUAGGUAGCAAAUAAGUGUGGAAAGAUUUAAUUUAAGUUAUACCUGCCAAGUAUUCGUUGAAAUGCUUGAAUGAUUAAUAUGUCAAUAACUUAAAGUAGCAAGUAGUAGCAUAGGACUUUAUGGCUGCAACUCGAAUUGAUGCUUACAAAACUUUAAGUUCUCACCAGUUCGGUUUAAUCAACAAAUCAGUUCUAGUAAAUGAAAGUAAGAUUUAAAACAGAUUUAUUAGUUUUUGUUGUUGUUAGUUCUUUUUGUUUACCUAUUCACUUUUUUGUUAUUGGAUAUUUCUUCAUAGAGAUUUAAUUUGAUUGGAUUGCUUUUAACUUCAUCUAGUUGAGCUAAUUCUAUUAUUGCUCUUUGACCUUAUUUUAUUUAGUUGAAAUUGUAUUUUGUUUCUUAAAAGUUAGCAGUGAAUUUGGUCUUCAACAUAUGAUUUUCAUGUUAAUAUCUUCAACAUAUGAUUGCUGCUUUGGUAAAAUCUCAAAAGUUACAACCUUAUCUUUGAAAUUCAUUCUGUAGUCUUAAAGUAUCAAUUUCAUUAGACGUAAAGUGAGACUAAAAGUGAUUACUUUCUUUCUAUAAGUUAUGAUUCUCGCUUUAUUAGUUUAUGCUAAUCUGAAAGAGUGCUUGAUUACUUUAAAUAAAAGGACUCUCACUUAUAUAGCAUUCUGAUUGUUUCGAGCUAACAUAAGUAUUCUGAAAAUUGUUUUUAAUCACAACAAUUUCACUUUUUUUUUUGGAUUACUGCACGAACUAUAAGUUAUGCAUUUAUAUUUAGAAGUGCAGCUUAUUUAAUUAGAAGUAAUGAGAAAAGAAGCAUCCCAUUAGCAUUUGAGAAAAAACAUGGGUUGGCCUUUAUACAUAACACAUGCAAAAUUAAUAGAACAUUCAGUCUACUCCUAGAAGAGGACCGGUCACUUGUUUCAAUUCAGUUUAGGAGUUAGUUAUUACUUUUCUUUUAGCAGUUAUGAAUAUUACUUUAGAACUUUCUCUUAUUAGCUAACAAUAAUAACACUAAAUAUAAUAUUGGCAGGUAGUUUUUUUUUAUUUUUAUAAUAACCACUUGUUAUAAUAACAUAUUGAUUUUGAGAUCUUCAUUAUAUAUGAGCUAGAAGUUGUGGAUUACUUGUUAAAAGUUAUGGUUCUAAUUUUAUUAGUAUGUUGCUAAAUGACUCUUUUUACCUUGGCAGAUGAGGACAAGUAUGAGUCUAUGAGCAGCAAGCAUGAAGAUGAAAUUGGGCAUGAGAGUUAUCCAAGUCAUACAGAAUAUAGCAUGUUGAAUUCAUUUUUGAAGUUCUAUCAUGUCAUUUUUUCAAUUUAAAGUGUAUAUUUGUGACUUGGAAGUCAGUAGUUAGUGUAUAACUGUACUCUAUAUCUUAUGAUAGAACUUGUGAUGAUUGUUGGUUAAAGUCUAUUUUAUCUUUAAAUAAAUUACUUUGUUGAUUUUGAUCUUUUAA